This is a messenger RNA of Carlito syrichta (Philippine tarsier), 901 nucleotides long. RefSeq lists its product as uncharacterized. NCBI's taxonomy places the organism in Eukaryota, Metazoa, Chordata, Mammalia, Primates, Tarsiidae. The coding region runs from base 101 to 760 and encodes 219 amino acids. The record is from RefSeq and is a predicted model, not a curated record. The transcript is spliced from 6 exons.
UUGGAGCCUGCGGAGAGCUCGCAAGGGCUGCCGGGACUGUGCACGUUUCCGGUGUGAGCUGUGGCGGGACUGGUUUGAAGCCGCGCUGCUCCGGGAAGGCAUGUCUCAGGAGCGCGCGGUCCCGGCUGGCGCGGUUCCCCUGGAGGAAUUAAGUAGCUGGCCUGAGGAGCUAUGCCGCCGUGAACUGCCGACAGUCUUGCCCCGACUCCUCUCUUUGUAUCGACACUCUGACAGUUGGAUUGAGCAUAUUCAAAUUUUGAAAAUUAUCACAGAAAUGUUUUUACCUCAUAUGAAUCAACUGACAUUGGAACAGACUUUCUUUUCACAAGUGUUACCAAAGACUGUGAAAUUGUUUGAUGACAUGAUGGAUGAAUUAAUCAAUGAAGCCAGAGGACUGUCAAGCCAAAAUUUGGAAAUUCAGACCACUCUAAGGAAUAUUUUACAAACAAUGGUGCAGCUCUUAGGCACUCUUACAAGGUGUGUUCAGCAUAUCUGUAGCACACAGGAAUCCAUCAUUCUAGAAAAUAUCCAUAGUCUUCCUUCCUCAGUCCUUCAUAUAAUCAAAAGUACAUUUGUACAUUGUAAGAACAGUGAAUCUGUAUAUUCUGGACGUUUACACCUAGUUUCAGACCUUCUCCAGGCUCUUUUUAAGGAGGCCUAUUCUCUUCAAAAGCAGCUAAUGGAACUUCUGGACAUGGUUUGCAUGGGCCCUUUAGUAGAUGUGAAUGAUGAUAUUUUGAAUAUGGUCAUAGGUGAGUGAAGAAAACUUUAUGCUUAGCAAAUAGUAUAUAUGGAUGACUAUAAGACAUGUGUCAAUUAAAAUUGUUUCUAAUGAUUCACGUCAUCUUCUUACUCAUGGCUAAAAAAUAAUUUAAAUUUUAUCAGAUAAAUUUUUAUUUUU